Molecule: messenger RNA, 237 nt
Organism: Echinostoma caproni
Lineage: Eukaryota; Metazoa; Platyhelminthes; Trematoda; Plagiorchiida; Echinostomatidae
Source: the annotation of a GenBank genome assembly
CCUCAUUCCUCAGAAGAGGAUGAACUGAUUGCUCACGAACGAUCUGCCCUGUCUUGGUUGGCCAAUCAGUUGUAUGAUCCCCGCAACUGGGACCCGUAUUCGGACGAAUCUCUGCAGGAUACCCUUUAUUCCGGCUACCUUGGCGAACUGAUCGUGAAUGUGUCACAACCAGUGCAAGUUGAUUCGUUCGUGGAAGCUUGGCACAAAAAUCCGGGUGAGCCAAAUCUAGAAUACUGA